AUUGCCUAAACAUGACUUCCUACCUUGUCGUCAUAACGUCAGCUCAAGAAGACAAAUUCAUCCGGGACUAUCUGUUACAAAAUGCAACCAAUUCUGAUUACUGGAUCGGGGCAAACGAUCAACAAGAUGAAGAUCAUUUUCAGUGGAUGUCAAACGGAUCACAUAAACCUGUAAACUACACCAACUGGUAUCCAGGCCAACCAGAUAACUAUGGAGGGGAAGACUGCGUAGAACUGCGUCAGGAAUAUGGCUUCCGUUGGAAUGACUGGGGUUGUAAUAAUAGAGAAGGAUUCAUCUGUGAACAGUUUUAGAAGAGGACUUGUGAAGUACAAUGUAGUAUGAAAACAACACGUGUGAACUCUAAAUGACUGGGUUGUGUCAUGUCGCGUUUUCGAUUUAUCGCUGUUAGAUUUAAUAAAAUAGUGAUCUGAUCUGAACUCUUUUGACGUGUCCAUUAUGUGGAAAUCGAAUGGAAAAUAUCUUACAUACAAGAUUAAGGCACGCUUGUAGUAUUUUAAAUGCUGAUUUAUAUCGCUGUGGACUUGUUACAGAUCCAUCCUGCAAAUGUGAGUAUCAUUACGAGAGCAGCUUCGAUUACUUCUUUCAGUGUAAACUUUACACCCAGCAAAGACAUCUAUUAGACUCUUUAAGUACAUUUGUACCAAUAAAGCUACAGUUAGUACUAAACGGAAAUGUGCGGAAUUUGUCGACCAUCCCACGUCAAAUUAGAAAGAUAAACUACUUUAGUUUCCCCAUUUUUAUUUUAUUAUUUAUUAUUAUUAUUAUUAUUAUUAUUAUUAUUUUAGCACUUUAUUCACACUACAAAUCUAUUUUGUUUGAUAUUCUAUGUAUUAACUUUGUUCUGAACAUUUACUGUAGGCUUUCUUCCAGUUUCACCUUUUCUGCACUGUUAAUUUGUCUUAAUGUAUUUACUUUGUUUCAAAUAUUUGUAGUAAUAGUAGUCACCUAUAAUGUUAUAAUAUUUGUAAUUAGGAGAGGGCCUUGUAAGUUGAAUAACUUGUGCCCAAUCCUUUUGUGUAUUAUAUACAAUAAAAUAUGUUUCAAACAAACAAUAACGCUAUGUUUUCGAGCACGCCCAUCAUUAAGCGUAUGAUUCAUCUGUGAACAAUUUUAGAAAACGACUUGUGAAGCAGUAUGAAAGCAACACAUGUGAACUCUGAUGACUGGCUUGUGUCAUGUCGCGUUUUCGCUUUGUCGCUGUUAGAUUUAAUAGAAUAAUGAUCUGAUCUGAUCUGAACUCUUUUCACGUGCCCAUAUAACACUAUGUUUUUGAGCACUGCCCAUCAUUAUGGCGCAGGAUUCAUCUGUGAACAGUUUUAGAAGAUGACGUGUGAAGAAGUAUGAAAACAACACGUGUGAACUCUGAUGACUGGCUUGUGUCAUGUCGCGUUUACGCUUUGUCGCUGUUAGAUUUAAUAGAAUAAAACAAAAAUGCGACACAUUUUGAACGAAAACGUGACAAUACGACAAAGCGAAAAUACGACAUAGCAAAAAUCAGCCACCGUAGUGAAGAUCAGAUUUCAGAAAUAAAGACUACUUUGCUGC
This is a messenger RNA of Gigantopelta aegis, 1566 nucleotides long. RefSeq names its product perlucin-like. Bases 12 to 311 code for a protein of 99 amino acids. Lineage: Eukaryota; Metazoa; Mollusca; Gastropoda; Neomphalida; Peltospiridae. The record is from RefSeq and is a predicted model, not a curated record. The transcript is spliced from 2 exons.